Iphiclides podalirius (scarce swallowtail) is the source of this 222-nucleotide messenger RNA. NCBI's taxonomy places the organism in Eukaryota, Metazoa, Arthropoda, Insecta, Lepidoptera, Papilionidae. The record is from the annotation of a GenBank genome assembly.
AUGAACAAUGGGCGGCCGAGGCGGUUGUGUUUCACCACCGGCCGCUUCGUUAGCCCCCGACGGGCCGCGAUUAAACGUCAAUUAGAAGCAUUGUCGCUCGCUAACCGCCUCAUAAAUAAGCGGAACUGUCAAUCCCGCCGGUCCAGUUUCCCGCUUAACGACGAAGGAGCAGCGGCCGACGCAAAGACACUCCGCGUCGCAAAGUCGAACACUCCACGACGC